This is a messenger RNA of Kuraishia capsulata CBS 1993, 552 nucleotides long. RefSeq lists its product as uncharacterized. The record is from RefSeq and is a predicted model, not a curated record. Bases 1 to 552 code for a protein of 183 amino acids. NCBI's taxonomy places the organism in Eukaryota, Fungi, Ascomycota, Pichiomycetes, Pichiales, Pichiaceae. Gene Ontology annotation, molecular function: GTPase activity; GTP binding. Gene Ontology annotation, biological process: vesicle-mediated transport; intracellular protein transport. The transcript has a single exon. Gene Ontology annotation, cellular component: Golgi apparatus; cytoplasm.
AUGGGUAACAUCUUCAGCGGAAUCUUUGGGAGGUUAUGGGGCAUAAAUAAGGAAAUCAGAAUACUGAUUCUGGGUCUGGACGGUGCAGGUAAGACGACAAUACUCUACAAGCUCCAAAUGGGAGAGGUUGUGAAGACAAAACCAACCAUUGGCUUCAACGUGGAAACUCUGACAUACAAAAAUAUUUCGAUAAACAUGUGGGAUUUGGGUGGACAGACCUCCAUCAGACCGUACUGGCGCUGCUACUAUGCUAACACCGCCGCGGUAAUUUUCGUCGUUGACUCCACAGAUAAAGAGAGAAUGGAUAUCGCCCAGAAGGAACUGCAUAUGAUGCUCAAGGAGGAGGAGCUACUGGAUAGUGCACUUCUGGUGUUUGCUAACAAGCAGGACCAGAUGGGUGCUCUGAGCGCAGCUGAGGUGUCAAAAUCGUUGAACCUCGUGGAUUUGAAGGAUAGGAGUUGGAGCAUCGUCGCUAGUAGUGCGGUCAAGGGCGAAGGUCUUACGGAAGGUCUAGACUGGCUGAUUGAUGUGAUCAAGGAGGAGCAGUUGUGA